AUGGCAGACUCGAAUUCCUCCCCGAGGACUGCCUCGGUCACGGCUCCUGUCCCGAGAAUCUCCAUUCAGUUCUGCAUCCAGUGCAAGUGGAACCUUCGAGCGGCGUAUUAUGCCCAAGAACUCCUUCAAACAUUCUCUACCUCCCUAGGAGAGGUAUCUCUCCGUCCUUCAACCGGAGGUAUAUUCAUUAUCAUACUUGAAACCCUCAAUGAACAGUCAGUUCUCGAGUCGCAUGUGAUAUGGGAUCGCAAAAGCAACGGUGGUUUCCCAGAGACAAAGGAACUCAAGAAGAAAGUCCGUGAUAUCAUUGAUCCCAACAGAGACCUCGGCCAUGUCGAUGGCAAGAAGAAGUCCGUUUCGCAGACGCAAUCGGAUCAAUCGGCCAGUAAUGCUCCACAGGAAUCGCCAGAUGAUACUCAGACUGGUGGUACCUCUGGUCAAGAGAGUCUUGGAAUACAGGUGGUAAUGGCCGAACGAAAGGCCUGCGAAGACUGCCAGUAG
Messenger RNA from Orbilia oligospora ATCC 24927, 501 nucleotides. RefSeq lists its product as uncharacterized. Lineage: Eukaryota; Fungi; Ascomycota; Orbiliomycetes; Orbiliales; Orbiliaceae. Bases 1 to 501 code for a protein of 166 amino acids. The record is from RefSeq and is a predicted model, not a curated record. The transcript has 3 exons.